Messenger RNA from Phytomonas sp. Hart1, 859 nucleotides. The record is from the annotation of a GenBank genome assembly. Lineage: Eukaryota; Euglenozoa; Kinetoplastea; Trypanosomatida; Trypanosomatidae.
GUACUUAAAAAUUAUUUUAAAGGAUUCUUACAUCACAACCUUCAAAAUAGAAAAGAAAAAAAAGAGAGUCAUGACUUCUGUUACCCCCCUUCGAGCCGACACGCAGUUGAUGCAGUUAGAAAAUUAUAUCACGCUCAGCGUACAGCUUAUCCAGCAGCUUCAGCAAGAUGACCUUGAGGGGGCAGCGCGAACAGCGCAAGUAAUCGAGACAUCGUCAGCGGAUACCUCUGGAGCCAAACUUUCCAAGUUGUCACCCUCACGUGCGGUGCUCAACUUGUACCAUGAAGUUUUUUGCACCGCAUCUCAACCGUCGAGGGUUGAGGAAGAAGAAGAAAGUCAAAGCGACGAUGACGAGGAUGAGUCAAGUACUUCGAACGCGGCUCCGCGAGAAGACACUACCACACCAAGCUCCGAUAACAUACUCAAUAAAUCUCCGAAAUGCAAUGUCUGUUGUACCGAUAGCUUCGCUACCAUUAAAUCGGAGAGCGAAGACGAAAGUAACUCGACCUCCUCGGGGAAUAUCAUCAACUGGAGGGGUCUCCAACGGUGCGUUGAUGUGCCCGCACAGAAAUCCAUGAACAGUGACAAAAUAAAUUUAAAUUCUCAGUUGUUUAAUAUUCUAUCGAAAAUAAAAGACAAUCGUUCUAGAGAAGGGAUUGAUAGACAAUACGAGACGGAUGUAAUGUCCCUUUCAAAGGCGCCGACGUCGGCGCCGGAACCUCAAACCAAUUUUGAGCGCGAUGAUGACGAUAACCCUGAAGAUGAGAUUCGAGAAAUGGAAGAGCAAAUACUCGCUGAUAUCGACCUACGAGUGGAGGAAGAAAUGAAAAGACUAGCAAUUGUGCGUAAGCACCGAUGA